Molecule: messenger RNA, 11189 nt
Organism: Antechinus flavipes (yellow-footed antechinus)
Lineage: Eukaryota; Metazoa; Chordata; Mammalia; Dasyuromorphia; Dasyuridae
Product: E3 SUMO-protein ligase RanBP2-like
Exons: 30
Coding region: 125-9133 (3002 amino acids)
Biological process (GO): NLS-bearing protein import into nucleus; protein peptidyl-prolyl isomerization
Cellular component (GO): nuclear pore; cytoplasm
Molecular function (GO): GTPase activator activity; peptidyl-prolyl cis-trans isomerase activity; protein binding
Source: RefSeq, a predicted model, not a curated record
CUGUUUAGGCCCCGGCGACGGUGGCGGCGUCACUGAGUUUUAGGCGCAACCAGCCCGGAGACGAACGCUGCCGGGCUCCCCGAGCCGGACUCCCGGAGAGCCUACGGACUGCGUGACUGGGGCGAUGAGGCGCAGCAAGGCCGAGGUGGAGCGGUACAUCGCCUCAGUACAAGGCUCCGCCCCCUCGCCUCGAGAGAAAUCAAUGAAAGGAUUCCUUUUUGCUAAGUUAUACUAUGAAGCUAAAGAAUAUGAUCUUGCUAAAAGAUAUAUAUCUACUUACCUUAAUGUACAAGAGAGGGAUCCCAAAGCACACAAGUUCCUGGGUCUUCUCUAUGAAGCUGAGGGAAAUAUUGACAAAGCUGUUGGAUGUUACAAGCGUUCAGUAGAAUUGAACCCAACGCAAAAAGAUCUUGUGCUCAAGAUUGCAGAAUUGUUGUGUGAAAAUGAUGCUACUGAUGGAAGGGCAAAAUACUGGGUUGAAAGAGCUUCUAAGCUUUUCCCUGGAAAUCCUACCAUUUAUAGGUUGAAGGAGCAGCUUUUAGAUUGUAAAGGUGAAGAUGGAUGGAAUCAACUUUUUGACUUGAUUCAGUCAGAGCUCUAUGCAAGACCAGAUGAUGUAUAUGUGAACAUCCGAUUAGUAGAGCUGUAUAGGUCAAAUAAAAGACUGAAAGAUGCUGUGGCCCACUGCUGUGAGGCAGAAAGAAAUCUUGCCCUGCGAACAAGUUUGGAAUGGUAUUCAUGUGUUGUACGAACACUUAAGGAAUAUCUGGAGUCUCUACAGAGUUUGGAGGCCAAUAAAAGCAACUGGCGAACAACCAAUAAAGACUUACUUCUGGCCUAUGCUAAUCUUAUGCUUCUUACACUUUCUACUAGAGAUGUACAGGAAAGUAGAGAAUUAUUGGAAAGUUUUGAUGAUGCACUUCAGUCUGUGAAAUCUUUUAUGAGUGGGAAUGAUGAGCUAUCAGUUACUUUCCUUGAAAUGAAAGGUCACUUCUAUAUGCAUGCUGGUACUCUGCUUUUGAAAAUGGCUCAGCACAGUGAGGUACAAUGGAGAGCUCUAUCUGAAUUGGCAGCCUUAUGCUAUCUCAUAGCAUUUCAGGUUCCAAGACCAAAGACUAAAUUAAUGAAAGGAGAAAAUGCUGGACAAAAUUUGUUGGAAAUGAUGGCCUAUGAUCGUCUGAGCCAGACUGGACAUAUGCUGCUAAAUUUAAGUCGUGGCAAGCAAGACUUCUUAAAAGAGGUUGUGGAAUCAUUUGCCAAUAAGAGUGGACAGUCUGCCUUGUAUGAUGCUUUAUUCGACAGUCAAUCACCUAAGGAUAAAUCAUUUUUGGGUAGUGAUGAUAUCAGAAAUGUUAGCAUACAGACCCCAGAACCUGAAGAACUGGCUAGAUAUGAUAUUGGGGCCAUUAGAGCACAUAAUGGUAGUCUUCAGCAUCUCACUUGGCUUGGGUUACAGUGGAACUCGUUGUCUACCUUACCAACAAUCCGAAAAUGGCUUAAACAGCUUUUUCAUCAUUUGCCACAAGAAACCUCUAGACUUGAAACUAAUGCUCCUGAGUCCAUUUGUUUAUUAGAUCUUGAAGUAUUUCUACUUGGGGUGAUAUUUACCAGCCACUUACAAUUACAAGAGAAAUCCAAUUUUCACUACAAUUCACACCAACCUCCAUGCUUGCCACUACCUGUGUGCAAACAGCUUUGUACAGACCGACAAAAAUCCUGGUGGGAUGCAGCUUAUAAUCUUAUUCACAGAAAAGCAGUGUCUGGAACCUCUGCAAAGUUACGCCUUCUAGUUCAACAUGAAAUAAACACACUAAGGGGUCAGGGCAAGCAUGGUCUUCAACCUGCUAUGCUUGUACAUUGGGCAAAAAGUCUUCAGAAAACAGGCAGUGGACUUAAUUCUUUUUAUGAUCAGCGGGAAUACAUAGGAAGAAGUGUUCAUUACUGGAAGAAAGUUCUGCCAUUAUUGAAGACAAUUAAAAAGAAGAGUAAUAUUCCUGAACCCAUUGAUCCUCUGUUCAAACAUUUUCAUAGUGCAGAUAUUCAGAUAUCUGAAGUUGGGGAAUAUGAGGAAGAAGCACACAUAACAUUUGCUAUGUUGGAUGCAGUUGAUGGGAAAACUGAAGAUGCUAUGUCAGCAUUUGAAGCUAUAAAAAAUGUUGUUUCCUAUUGGAAUCUUGCCCUGAUUUUUCAUAGAAAAGCAGAAGACAUUGAGAAUGAUGCUCUUUCCCCAGAAGAACGAGAAGAAUGCAAAAACUACUUAAGAAAAUCUAGAGACUACUUAAUAAAAAUUUCAGAUGAAAGUUGUACAGAUCCUGCUGUAGCUAGAAAGCUUCCAGUUCCUUUGGAGUCUGUAAAAGAGAUGCUUAAUUCAGUAAUGCAAGAACUUGAGGAAUACAGUGAAGGAGGUCCCCAUGGUAAAAAUGGUUCACCUAGAAAUAUAGAUUCUGAAAUAAAACAUUCUACACCAUCUCCAACCAAAUUUUCUUUGUCACCAAGUAAAAGUUACAAGUUUUCUCCUAAAACUCCUCCUCGAUGGGCAGAAGAUCAAAAUUCUUUAUUGAAAAUGAUCUGCCAACAAGUAGAAGCUAUUAAGAAAGAAAUGCAUGAGUUGAAGCUAAACAGCAGUAAUUCUACUAUGUCCCCUCACCGUUGGCCUGCAGAAGCCUAUGGAACAGAUUCAGUGCCUGAUGGAUAUCAGGGAUCCCAAAAUUAUCAUGGAGCUCCACUCACAGUUGCAACUACUGGCCCUUCAGUGUAUUACAGUCAGUCACCAGCAUAUAAUUCCCAAUAUCUUCUCAGAACAGCAGCUAAUGUUACACCGACAAAGGCUCCUGUUUAUGGCAUGAACCGGCUUACACCUCAACAGCAUAUUUAUGCUUACCCACAACAAAUGCAUACACCUCCAGUGCAAAAUCCACCUGCCUGUAUGUUCUCUCAAGAGAUGUAUGGUCCUCCUUUGCGUUUUGAUUCCCCUGCAACUGGAAUUCUGUCACCUCGAGGAGAUGAUUACUUCAAUUACAAUGUUCAACAGACAAGCACAAAUCCACCUUUGCCUGAACCAGGUUAUUUCACAAAACCUCCAGUUGUGCCUCAUCCUUCAAAAUCUACAGAAUCCAGAGUUAUAGAAUUUGGGAAAUCUAACUUUGGACAGCCUAUGCCAGGUGAAGGAGUAAGGCCACCUUUACCAACUUCAGCACAGGCAACACAGCCAACCACUUUUAAAUUUAACUCCAAUUUUAAAUCCAAUGAUGGUGACUUUACAUUUUCAUCACCUGAAGUUGUGGGGCACCCUCCUCCUGCAGCUUUCAGUAAUAGUGAGAGUCUCUUAGGUCUCCUAACUUCAGAUAAACCUUCACAUGAUGAUGGUUACAGUGGAACAAAACCAAUUCCUAGUCAGACAAGUGCACCACGGAAUACAUUCAAUUUUGGUAACAAGAAUAUUUCUAAUGUUUCAUUUACAGAAGGCAUGGCCCACAGUCAAUGUAAAAAUUCUCUUUUUGGCCGUAAUGACGACAUGUUUACUUUCCAAAGUCCAAGCAAAACAGUAUUUGGAACACCCACUCCAGACUUAGCAAACAAGAGUCAUGAAACAGAUGGAGGAAGUACUCAUGGAGAUGAUGAUGAUGAUGGUCCUCACUUCGAACCAGUAGUUCCACUUCCUGACAAAAUAGAAGUGAAAACUGGCGAGGAAGAUGAAGAAGAAUUCUUUUGUAAUCGUGCAAAAUUAUUCCGUUUUGAUGCAGAAUCCAAAGAAUGGAAGGAACGAGGCAUUGGCAAUGUUAAGAUACUGAGGCAUAAAAUAUCUGGCAAAAUUCGUCUUCUCAUGAGACGAGAGCAAGUGCUCAAAAUCUGUGCUAAUCAUUAUAUAAAUCCAGAUAUGAAGCUGACACCUAAUGCUGGCUCAGAUAAAUCAUUUGUAUGGCAUGCGCUUGACUAUGCAGAUGAAUUACCAAAGCCAGAGCAACUUGCCAUUAAAUUUAAAACACCAGAGGAGGCAGCUCAUUUCAAACGCAAGUUUGAAGAGGCCCAGGGAAUCUUAAGAUCUGCAGCUUCAAAUAUUUCCACAACAAACCAAAAUGUUAGGGUUUUGAAAGACACCAAAAAUCAGGAUAACAAGGAUACUGGAAAACCUGACUCUGGACAUCCGAAUUUUGGUUUCCAGAUUUCAAAGAAAGAUGGGCUAUGGGAUUGUAACAACUGUUCAGUAAAGAAUGUUGCGACAGCAAAGAAAUGUGUAUCAUGCAAAACCCUAAAUCCAAAUAAUAAGGAGCUUUUGGGCCCACCAUUAGUUGAAAAUUCUCCAGCUUUUAAGCCUGGCACAGAAAAGACUCAAGAAGGAUUUGGAUUGAUGUUUGCUAAGAAAGAAGGUCACUGGGAUUGCAGUGUGUGUUUAGUGAGGAAUGAACCAACAGUAUCUAAGUGUAUAGCUUGCCAGAACACAAACACAGCAAAUAAAACUAUUCCAUCAUUUAGUCAGCAAACUCCCUUCAAGUUUGGUCAGGGAGAGCUUUCUAAACCUACUACCAGUGAUUUGGGAACUCUAUUUCCUAAGAAGGAUGGACAGUGGAAUUGCAAUGUGUGUUUGGUACAGAAUGAAGUAAGUGAUAAAAAAUGUGUUGCUUGUCAGAAUCCAAAUUUACAAAGUCAACCCAGUUACACAAUUCCAGCACCUACUGCUUUGAAGCUUACUACUGCAGAGACCAGCAAGUCUACUAAAGGUGGAUUUGAGGGAAAGUUUAAUAAGAAGGAAGGACAGUGGGACUGUAGUGUUUGCUUAGUACGAAAUGAAAGCUCUUCCUUAAAAUGUGUUGCCUGUGAAGCACCAAAUCCAGUCAAUAAACCUGUUGCAGAAGCAUCUUCAGAUUUUACAUUUGGUUUCAAGAGUAAAUUAUCUGAACCUUCUGGGAGUCAGAUGGCAACUGGUUUUAAAUGUGACUUUUCAGAAAAAACUUUUAAAUUUGGCAGUGCAGAACAGGGUUUUAAAUUUGGCCAUGUUGAACAAGGAAGCACACCUUCUUCCUUCACAUUUCAGGUUCCCUCUGGUACGGAUGCCAAACCCACAAAAGAAGGAUUUAGUUUUACUAUGCCUGUAUCUGCUGGUGGAUUUAAAUUUGGGAUACAAGACUCUAGUGAUCAAAAGGGUAGUGAGAAGGCCAUUGAAGAAGAUGCUGCUGUCAAAUCUCAUGAUACCAAGCAAAAUAGUAGCGAUUUAGUUUUUGGAAAUAGUAGUAGCAAUUUCACUUUUGCUGACCUUGCAAAGUCAGGGGAAGGAUUUCAGUUUGGUAAAAAAGAUCCAAAUUUUAAAGGGUUUUCAGGUGCAGGUGAAAAACUUUUUUCAUCACAGAGUGCUAAAAUGUCCCCUAAGGCCAAUACUUCAUCAGACAUUGAGAAAGAUGAUGAUGCAUAUAAGACCGAGGAAAAUGAUGAUAUCCAUUUUGAACCUGUAGUUCAGAUGCCUGAAAAAGUGGAACUUGUUACAGGAGAAGAAGAUGAAAAGGUUCUAUAUUCGCAGAGAGUGAAAUUAUUUAGAUUUGAUGCAGAGAUAAGUCAAUGGAAAGAAAGGGGCUUAGGAAAUUUAAAGAUUCUUAAAAAUGAAGUCAAUGGCAAACUAAGAAUGCUGAUGCGACGAGAACAAGUACUAAAAGUAUGUGCUAAUCACUGGAUCACUACUACAAUGAACCUUAAACCUUUAUCUGGUUCAGACAGAGCAUGGAUGUGGCUAGCUAGCGAUUUUUCUGAUGGAGAUGCUAAACUGGAACAAUUAGCAGCUAAGUUUAAAACACCAGAGCUGGCUGAAGAAUUCAAGCAGAAAUUUGAAGAGUGCCAGAGACUUUUACUAGACAUACCACUUCAAACACCUCAUAAACUUGUAGAUACUGGGAGAGCUGCCAAACUAAUACAGAGAGCUGAAGAAAUGAAAAGUGGACUAAAGGAUCUUAAAACGUUUUUGACAAAUGACAAAAAGCUCACUGAGGAAGAGAAUAACAAUUCAGGUUUAGCAGCCAGUACUUCUGAUUUAACAGUAAAACCACAUGCUGAAACUACUGGACCUUCAUUAGAAUGGGAUAAUUAUGAUUUAAGAGAGGAUGCUUUGGAUGAUAGUGUAAGCAGUAGCUCAGUAUAUGCAUCUCCAUUAUCAAAUAGUCCAGUGAGGAAAAAUCUCUUCCGUUUUGGUGAUUCAACAACAGGGUUUAAUUUCAGUUUUAAAUCUGCUUUGAGUCCAUCAAAAUCCCCUGCCAAGUUGAAUCAAAGUAGGACUUCUGUUGGCACUGAUGAAGAGUCUGAUGUUACCCAAGAAGAGGAGAAAGAUGGGCAGUACUUUGAGCCAGUUGUACCAUUACCUGAUCUGAUAGAAGUGUCUAGUGGUGAGGAAAAUGAACAAGUUAUCUUUAGUCAUCGAGCCAAACUCUAUAGAUAUGACAAAGAUGCUGGCCAGUGGAAGGAAAGAGGAAUAGGUGAUAUAAAGAUUUUGCAGAAUUACGAUAAUAAACAUGUGCGCAUAGUGAUGCGAAGGGACCAAGUAUUGAAACUUUGUGCCAAUCAUAGAGUAACACCAGAUAUGACUUUGCAAAACAUGAAAGGGACAGAAAGAGUAUGGGUUUGGACUGCAUGUGACUUUGCUGAUGGAGAAAGAAAAGUAGAACAAUUAGCUGUCCGUUUUAAACUGCAAGAUGUUGCAGAUGCGUUCAAACAAAUUUUUGAUGAAGCAAAACAGGCCCAAGAAAAAGAUUCCUUGCUUACACCACACUUUUCCCGUGCUGCCACUCCUCGAGAAUUCCCAUGUGGCAAAAUCGCAGUAGCCGUAUUAGAAGAAACCACAAGGGAGAGAACAGAUUUAAACCAGGAUUCUGAUACAACAGAUACAAUUCUAGAAGUUGGAGAAGUAUGUAGCACUUCUGAAACACCAACUAAAGCAGUUGUUUCUCCUCCAAAGUUUGUAUUUGGCUCUGAAUCUGUUAAAAGCAUUUUUAGUAGUGAGAAAUCAAAACCAUUUGCAUUUGGCAAUAAUUCAGCUACAGGCUCUUUAUUUGGAUUCAGUUUUAAUGCACCUUUGAAAAGCAAAAGUGGCGAAGAUGUUUCAGGUGAGAUCGAAAGAAAAUCAGACUCUAGUAAAUGUGAGGCACAGAAGAGCUUGAACAUCAAACCAUUUGUUGAAAACAAAACAGAAAAGUCCUUGACUCCUUUUUCAAAGGAAGAGCCCUCAUCUACCUGUGCAUUUAAAACAUUAGAAAAGGGAUUUAACUUUAGUCUUUUUAAAUCUAAUCCAAUGGCUUUUUGGACCAGUUUCCCCUCCUCACAGCCUGAGAGCAAAGCUGAGGUAAAGAAGGAACCAGAAGAACUUUCCACAGAUGAUGUGCUCAUUAUAUAUGAACUAACUCCUACUCCUGAACAAAAAGCUCUUGCUGUCAAUCUUAAACUUCCUCCAACUUUUUUCUGCUAUAAGAAUAGACCAGAUUACGUUAGUGAGGAAGAAGAUGAUGAUGAAGAUUUUGAAUCAGCUGUCAAGAAACUUAAUGGAAAGCUGUAUCCAGAUGACCAAGAUGAAUGUAAAGGAUCCCAAGAAUUUGUAAGAGAAGAAGUUAUUCCAGACCAUGAUAAAGAAUGUAUGAUUGUCUGGGAAAAGAAACCAACAUCUGAAGAAAAAGCAAAAGCAGAAACACUACAACUUCCUCCUACUUUUUUCUGUGGUGUUUGCAGUGAUACUGAUGAGGAUAGUAGCCAUCCAGAAGACUUUAACUCAGAGGUUCAAAAAGUCCAGGAAGCAAAGAAAUCGCAUGAUGAGGAAGAGGUUACAAGUUCAAUUGAUACAGCAUCUACUAGAGGGACUGAACUUCCUACUUCAUUCACAUGUGAAUCUGAAGAACCUGACUCUACUACUGAAUCUUCUGAUGCUACAUCUGGGGCUAAUGACAAACCUGUAGAUUUAUCUAAUAAAAAAGAAAAUGAGGCAGAUUCCACAAGCCAAGAAGUAGAAAGCAGAACUCUGUCGUUUGGAUUUGGCACUAGUACAGGAUUGUCAUUUGCGGAUUUGGCUUCUGGUAAUUCUGGGGAUUUUGCUUUUGGUUCAAAAGAUAAAAAUUUCCAGUGGGCAAAUACUGGAGCUACUGUGUUUGGGAAACAAGCAACCAGUAAAGGUGGAGAAGAUGAAGAAGGUAGUGAUGAAGAAGUUGUACAUAAUGAAGAUAUACAUUUUGAACCAAUUGUAUCUUUACCAGAGGUAGAAGUGAAAUCUGGAGAAGAAGAUGAAGAAAUUUUGUUUAAAGAAAGAGCCAAACUUUACAGGUGGGACAGAGAUGUUGUUCAGUGGAAAGAACGGGGAGUUGGAGAGAUAAAGAUCCUUUUCCAUACAAUGAAGAACUAUUAUCGAAUCCUUAUGAGAAGAGACCAGGUCUUUAAAGUUUGUGCAAAUCAUGCUAUUACCAAAGCAAUGGAAUUAAAAUCCUUAAAUGUUUCAAAUAAUACUUUAGUUUGGACCGCUACAGAUUAUGCAGAUGGAGAAGGAAAAAUUGAACAGCUUGCAGUAAGAUUUAAAACUAAAGAAAUGUCUGAUACUUUUAAGAAGAGAUUUGAAGAAUGUCAGGAAAAUUUAUCAAAACUGCAGAAGAGACAAGUAUCACUUAUAGCAGAAUUGUCGCAGGAAACAAAUCCCCUGGUAUUUUUUGAAAUAUUUGCUGGUGAUGAACCUCUGGGACGUAUUACUAUGGAACUAUUUGCAAACAUUGUGCCUCAAACUGCUGAGAACUUCAGGGCACUAUGCACAGGAGAAAAGGGCUUUGGUUAUAAGAACUCACUUUUUCACCGUGUAAUUCCAGAUUUUGUUUGCCAUGGAGGAGAUAUCACCAAACAUGAUGGAACUGGAGGACGGUCCAUUUAUGGGAAUGCAUUUGAAGAUGAAAACUUUACAGUGAGACAUACUAGUCCUGGUUUGUUGUCUAUGGCUAAUCGUGGCCGAGACACCAAUAACUCUCAAUUUUUUAUCCUUCUGAAGAAAGCAGAACAUUUGGACUUUAAGCAUGUAGUAUUUGGAUUUGUUAAAGAUGGCAUGGAUACUGUGAAAAAGAUUGAAUCAUUUGGUUCUCCUUCAGGGUUGGUGAGCAAAAGAAUUAUGAUCACAGAGUGUGGACAAAUAUAAAAUCACUGCUUUUUCAUAGCAAACUUUUAUCUUUGUAAACAAUUAAAUUGAGGCUUAGCUGUUCUCAACAAUAUGGUGAUUAUGUUCAGCUUUUGAAAAUGGACAUUUCCAAUGUAUAAAUGUAAAAUUGCAGCUUAUAGCUGUUGUCAUUUUUUUUAAUGUGUUAAAAUUGACAUUGCAUGGUGUGAAAUAAAAGUUUAAACACUGGUCUAUUUCAGGUGUACUUGUGUUUAUGUACUCCUGACAGAGAUUUGUAUUAAAAAUCAACAUGAAAUAAGUAUUGUUAAAGCAAUAGCCCUUUUUAGGUUGUUGAAAGAAUGACAUAAGCAAUUUGAUUCUGUUAAAUUGAUUUUAAAGUAUUUUACUUCGUGCAUCCAUGUACCUGACCUUUUAAAUGAAGGGACCACAACUUGGAUCUUUUUUAGAUUUUAAAUAUACUUGCUAUGAUAUCUUACCUAUUGGUGUGCCUUUUUUUGAGAGGGACACAAAAAGUGCAUGGAGACCCAUUUAUAAUUGGGUGGAGCUAUGAAGAGAGCCAUGGCUUACCCAAAGUGCUCUUCUGAGAUCUUCACCUCCAUGUGUAGUCUUGAGUCAAUUUUUAAUUGAAUGCCUUCCCUCUUCCAAUCAUUUGUAGCUUUCUGUGUUACUUAUAAAAGGCAGGACUUUAUUUUCUUAUAUUUUAGAUAGAUCAUUUGACUAGUUCCUUAGUGUUUAGAAAAUUUUGGGCUUUAUUUUCCUGUCGUCAGUCUCUACUACCUCAGAGUUCAUAGUCUAGUUCUUUCAACAGAACUUGGAUUUUUUUCCCUUGCAAUUGAGUAUAUAUUGCACAUUUUAAAAUAGCUUUGUACCAUGUUCAUUGCUUCUGGUUACUUAAUACUAUGUUACUUCACUAUCUGUUCUUGAUGAAUUUUGUAAAAUAAAAGAAACAUCAACCACAACAAUUUUUAGAAUUAUUGUAUAGCUAGAUGUUACUUUAUCCAUUCUAGCACUACAUCAAAAGUAGGGAAGGCAGGUAAAGGAUGAAAAAACUAGUUGGCCAUGAAAUUUUAGGAUUGUAAACAGUAUUUCCCUCCUCAGAUGCAAACUGAAAACAUUUGGAAAUAAUAAAGGUGUGGAUUGUAUCAUAAAACAGAAAGUGUGUCCUGAGAGAAUGAGGUGAUUGUACAUUAUAAGAUUAGGAGAAUAUCACUCCCCUGCAUCCUUAUUAAAAAUAACGUGACAUGUUUAUGAGUGAUGUAAGAUUAGUAUAUGCCAAUAUUGAGUAUAUAACAUCUACUUUUCUUCCUUUUUUAAUCAAUGUAAUAGGUUACUUAGCUCAGUUUUAAUUGUAAAAAAAUGGAAAUUUGCCCUACUUAGUUAUCUGUUUAAGAUUAAAUUUCUGGGGAAACGUUUUAUGGUAGCAGAUUAGGAUUUAUGUGUCUGUGAUUUUGAAGUAUCAAAAAGAAAAAGUUUACUUGUCCUAAGAAUUUACUAAUUCAAAACUAAUUUACAUUCUCCAAAUUGACUAGGAAAAUAAAGGGAAUGGUGGUUUCACUAAUACAUGAAAUGCUCUCUAACAUGGUUUCUUUGUCUUAAUUGGUAUUUCGUGAUAUGGUGGUAUAGAAAGUGGAUUUUAAAAAUGAUUGAUGGCCUUUGUGACAAUCCUAGAAAUUCUGAAAUAUCAACUACCACUAAUUUUAAAGGCAGUAAAAAAAUUUUUUUUGAAUUGGCUUCUUUAUGAAAUUUUAAAACUAUACAUUAUAAAGCUUGAGGGAACUUUAAUCUUGACUAAUAAAUGAUGUCAUGUUAUAUUCUGAUAGUGAUUUUUUUUUUAUACUCUGGCAAAGAAUGUUUAUGGCAUUCUGUUCUCCCAUUCUAAUUCUCCCUAUACUUGUUCUAAAGUAAAAAUGACUUGAGACAUUGUACCAAAGGCUAUUUGUCACAUUUUUGGAAGGAGUUUUAAGACCCAACUGAAAGAAAAAUGAACUGUAUAGAAGCACAGCAUUUUAUUGAAUUUCUUUGUAUCACUGAUCAUUUUUAUAUUGUCUUCAUUAAAACCUUUUAAAUGGAAUAGAAA